This is a messenger RNA of Xyrauchen texanus (razorback sucker), 570 nucleotides long. RefSeq names its product Fc receptor, IgE, high affinity I, gamma polypeptide like (gene fcer1gl). Gene Ontology annotation, cellular component: Fc-epsilon receptor I complex. The record is from RefSeq and is a predicted model, not a curated record. Gene Ontology annotation, biological process: cell surface receptor signaling pathway. Gene Ontology annotation, molecular function: IgE receptor activity. The transcript is spliced from 5 exons. Bases 111 to 377 code for a protein of 88 amino acids. Lineage: Eukaryota; Metazoa; Chordata; Actinopteri; Cypriniformes; Catostomidae.
CACAGUUUCCUGUUAAAUGUUAAAUUACACUUUAGUCACUCUUUCUUCGCUCACUCUUCCUCUUUAAACAUCAGCUCGACUCUCCCUCUGUUUGCCAUCUGAAAGGAAAGAUGUGGACAUCUGGAAUCUGUCUGAUUCUUUUACUGAACGCUGGAUGUGUUGCCGCCGCACAAGCUGAAACGGUGUGUUACAUUCUUGACGGCAUUCUGAUCGUUUACGGCAUCGUGUUGACCAUCCUGUACUGCAGAUUAAGGAUACAGUCGAGUAAUGACAGUACCACAGAGAAACAAGGGGGAGGAAUCUACGAGGGUCUCCAGCGUCCACAUCAAGACACCUACGACACCAUUCAUGGCAUGAAGAAGAAACCAUUGGCAUGAUCGUCUCUCAAGCUUUACAUGUUGCUUUAUGGCAUUUGAAUAUAAUCGUGUUUAUAAUAAAUACACAAACGUUUCUGUUCUGUAGCUGUUAGCACGUUUCUAUUAAACAAAUCAAUACACAGUCAAUGUAUAGGAUGCUUGUGUAACUAAAGCUUUUAACUCAUAAUUAUACAUAAUAAAGUUAUUUUACUAA